Molecule: messenger RNA, 381 nt
Organism: Paramuricea clavata
Lineage: Eukaryota; Metazoa; Cnidaria; Anthozoa; Malacalcyonacea; Plexauridae
Source: the annotation of a GenBank genome assembly
AUGGAACCCAUCAGAAAAGAGCAAACUUUAAACCAAAACCAGAUUCCCAUCCAGCCAUCAGACCUUAUCGCCAACCACUACCUUUCGUUCCACCCAAACGAUCAGAUAUCAGUUCCCUCUAGUCUCAACAUUGUUCACUUAAACAUUCGCUCGUUAAGAAAUAUCGUUCACCUUACUGAGGUCAAGGAACUAGUAAAGUUAAAUAAUAUCGAUGUCCUCACAAUUUCCGAAUCGUGGUUAAAUUCCUCAGUAACGAACCGUGAGAUUGCAAUCGACUAUUAUAAGAUCCACAGACUUGACCGGUUACACAAGAAAGGUGGAGGUGUCUGUGCUUAUAUCAAGAAGAAUAUUAAAGCAACUGUCUUAAAAGAUUUAUCGAAG